AUGUCUGCCGGCUGGUAUGUUGUUAAAUUUAAAAAUGAAAAAAAUAUAAUUGAAGUAAUUCCAAGUAAUUGGAUUAAGAACUUUGAAGCAUGUUUCUGGCCUUUAAAAUUUGGUUCAAUUAAAUUGCAAUCGGCCAUAAAAAACCGUGCAAAUCCAGAAAAAGAUUGGAAAUUAUAUCCCAUAAAAGUCAUAUGCAACAAAAUGUUUACUGUGUAUAAGGAUGCUUCUAAAUUUGCUAAUGAGACCCUAGCCCAAAGUUCAUCAGAAAGUGAACAACUAACUGCUAAAAAAACAUCAACUAAACGCAAAAAAAAGAAUAAACAAAUUGAUUGUAGCAGUGGACCAAGUAGUGAUGAAAAACUAUCAGAUCUGCCACCAUUCCCAAAAUUCAAAAAAAAUGAUUUUAAAGAAACAGAAUCCAGUGUAGAUGUUUCACAUAAUAUAGAAUGUAGUCUAAAUGAUGAUUUAAACAUGGUAUCUAAUGAAAAUCAAAACAUUUUUGUUAUCAAUGACGAAGAUAACCAAAAUAUUGAUCUCAGUGAUGGUUUUAGAUGUAUAAUAUCUAAUAAUCAAAACAAUGUCUCUUCAGAUGAAUCAUUUACAGUUAUUGAUAACAAUGACAUUGGGGUUAGUAAUGGAUCAGACAAUUUGCCAUCUGUUAGUGGUAACAAAAACCAAAACUACAAUUUUCCAGAAGACACAGUUAAUAAUCAAACUGCAGUGACCAUGCAAGAAAUUAAUCUGAAUGAUAUAGAUUUUGGGAGUUUAGUGUCAGUUCCACAAAACAAACAGAAAACUCACAUUUCUUCAGAAGUUGAAACACAGAUCUUAAGACAACUUAUUACUUUAAACGCCAGAUGUAAAGAACAAGGCGACUACCUUCAUACAAUAAUGAUGGUAGUAAACAACAUUCAAGAGAAGCAAGAUAAACAAACUUCAUCUAUUGCAGUAUCAUCAGCUACUAAUGAUGAAUUUGAAAAUGUAUGUGUAAUGCUUCCGAUAUCAAAUGAGUUAUCACUAACAAACUUUAAAGAAACUUUGAUAAACAAUAAAACAUUAUAUUAUAAAAUGGUGAAAAUGUUGGCCUUGCUUGGUGGAUCUAAUUUUAAAGAGUCAGUCAGACGGAUAUUAAGAAAGUUAUAAAUAAUAACCAAUGAUUAUGCUAAAUCUUUCAGUUACACGGGGCACAAGAAUAACAAAACUGCUUUGAACAAUACUAUUCUGGCAUCAUUACUUACUAAGGCUAUCCAUUCAUCCGCCAACAAUGCUAAUACUUCUGUUAAACAAAUUGAGCUGGUGGCAAGUAUUUGGCUUAUCAAAGCAUACGAAAGGUGCAAACAAGCAGCAGAAAUUCCAUUAUAA
This is a messenger RNA of Metopolophium dirhodum (rose-grain aphid), 1362 nucleotides long. RefSeq names its product tyrosine-protein phosphatase 3-like. Lineage: Eukaryota; Metazoa; Arthropoda; Insecta; Hemiptera; Aphididae. The record is from RefSeq and is a predicted model, not a curated record.